Molecule: messenger RNA, 396 nt
Organism: Aegilops tauschii subsp. strangulata
Lineage: Eukaryota; Viridiplantae; Streptophyta; Magnoliopsida; Poales; Poaceae
Source: RefSeq, a predicted model, not a curated record
AUGGAGCUUGACCAAAUGAUUCAAGAUGACUUCUUCGAUUUGUCGGAUUCAGACGAAGAAAUGGACAUGAUCAUGCUCAUGAACAUGCAAGAGGAAAUGGACCGACAAGGAGUGGACGCACACAACGACUACUUCAAGCUCAGAAGGGAUUGUUGCGGCGAACUCUCUUUCUCGGCCAAGCAGAAGUGCACGGCUGCUCUGAGGAUGCUCGCACUUGGUACUGCUGCAUACGCCAUUGGUGAGAUGGUCAGGAUGGGGGAGAGCACGUGUCUGAAGGCUACUUUCAAGUUUGCCCGCGCCGUGGUGCAGGUGUUUGGACCUGAGUAUCUCAGAGAACCAAAUGUGCAGGACACAGAGAAGUUGUUGUCUAUUAAAGAGGCAAGGGGGUUUCCAUGA